Rhopalosiphum maidis (corn leaf aphid) is the source of this 1248-nucleotide messenger RNA. RefSeq lists its product as uncharacterized. The record is from RefSeq and is a predicted model, not a curated record. The transcript has 2 exons. The coding region runs from base 1 to 1248 and encodes 415 amino acids. NCBI's taxonomy places the organism in Eukaryota, Metazoa, Arthropoda, Insecta, Hemiptera, Aphididae.
AUGGACGUUUCACGUGCACGAGCAGCUGCUGCUUUCAUCAUAAUACAUCACAUUAUUAAAAAAAAACCUAAACGAAAAGCGCGAUGGUGGAUGAAGAAAUUGUACGUUAAUCGAAUGCAGUGUGGUGUUAAACUUUUGGAAGAUAUGAGAUAUGAAGCCGUUGAAGAUACAAUAAAAAAUUUUACAAGAAUGACAACUAUAGAGUUUGAGCACUUAAAAUCAUUAAUUGAGCCACAGGUGAAGAAAAUGGACACACAAUUUAGAGAAGCGAUUUCAGUAACGGAAAGAUUAGGCAUAACAUUAAGAUUUUUAGCAACUGGAGACUCAUAUACAAGCCUGCAAUACCUUUUUCGAGUAUCAAAACAAUCCAUUUCACGAAUAGUUCCAGAAGUUUGUGAUGCAUUAUGUAAUGCUCUGAAAGAUUGGGUUAAGGCACCAGACUCUGAAGAAGAAUGGUUAGAGAUAGCACAAGAUUUUGAAAGAAAAUGGAAUUUUCCUCAUGUAAUAGGCGCGUUAGAUGGAAAGCAUGUAAUGUUACAAGCACCGGUUAACAGUGGUACAGAAUAUUAUAACUAUAAACAUUUUUUCAGUAUAGUACUAAUGGCUUUAGUAGACGCUGACUAUUGCUUUAGGUACGUAGAUGUUGGUUGUAAAGGUAGACGUUCUGAUGGUGGUGUUUUCAAGAAUACUAAAUUAUACAAAAAACUAGAAGAAAAAUCUUUGAAAAUACCCCCUCCAUCAAUACUUCAGGUCCCCUAUGCUAUCAAAAUACCUUAUGUAAUUCUGGCUGACAAAGCUUUUUCACUUAAUGAAUACACUAUGAAACCAUUUAAAGGAGAACCAGCCAGAGGUUCACAGGAAAGAAUCUUUAAUUACAGGCUAUCUCGAGGACGUCGAGUAGUCGAAAAUGCUUUCGGAAUUCUGAGCUCAGUAUUUAGAGUACUACGGAAGCCUAUGUUAUUAGAACCUAAAACGGCUACUAAAAUUGUUCUAACCACUAUUCAUUUGCAUAAUUAUUUGAGGAAAAAACCAAAUACGCGAUCACUAUACACGCCACCUGGAUCUCUAGAUAGUGAGACAGAUGGGGAACUUAGACCAGGAACUUGGAGAAAUGAACCUGCACCUACAUCACUACUGCCUAUGCCUUGUAUUCCACGAAGAGCUGGAAACUAUGCGAAAGAAAUACGUUCACAUCUAGCACAUCAUUUUGUUACCAGUGGUGAAAUACCGUGGCAAAACAGAUAUUAA